AUGGCAGCCAAAAGGGGGACCUGGCGAUGUCCAAGGUGUGAUGAUGUGUGUCCUUGCAACAAAUGUGUUCAGAGAAGAAGCAAGGACGGAAGACAGAGACGAGGGAAAAACCAGCCCAGGGAGGGAACCAGUGGAUUCGAGUUUGGUAAGGGAAUUGAAGACCUUCACAUUAGUGGCUCCUCGCAUGCUGAUGACGACUCUACUCCUGGGGUGUCUCACAUCGGAAGAGCUUCAUCGAGCAUUCCUCAAGAUGAUGAAGCAUAUGAAGGCGCUCUCGGCUUGUGCGCUAUCCUAAAGAAGGUCGUGCCUUUGGUGCUAUUUCUGGAUGCGUUCGAGGCACCCCUUGACUCAGCUAUCAUACUAACCUACUACAUUAUUUCUCACUUUCAGGAAGAGGAGGAGGAGGAUUCGCAUUCCCAUUCGCCAUCGGAUUCAAGUGAUGUGCCAACACCUCCACAGCAGCAAAACUCUGGGACCUCUCAAGAUCCGAGACUCCCUGCAUCAGAUGAUCAACCAGCCGUUAAUAGUUCUGACGAGAAAGACGAACACUUAUCUCCCGCUGAGCUGCCAUGGACCCCUCGGAAGAGCAGGUCGGCUUUCAAGCGCGAUUCUUCAGCAGCUAGAUCCAAGGACGUUCUUCAAGAGUGCCAUUCACAAGCCUUUGCUCGAAGAGAAAAAGUGACGGAUGUGCAUGCUGUGCCACAUCAAGUUGAAGAGAACUUGGAACUUCCAUUAAGGCACAAGCUGCCUAGAUACUCUGUUGAUGAGGAGCAGCAACCAACGUUCCUGCAUGACAGCCAUUUGCCAUUUCCUGGGAUUCGUGGAAUGAGUGUAUCAGCUGCUGGUUUGGAGUCUGAUGAGCAUUGUGCAAGUGAAGUCUCCAUUGAGAAGCUGGAGACACUUCGACCUGGUAGCAGCAAGGAGGAUGACGCAACUUCGUCCUUCUCACAAGAUGUACAGGUCAUCCUUCUCACAUGGUGCGGCUUGGAGUAA
Molecule: messenger RNA, 993 nt
Organism: Closterium sp. Naga37s-1
Lineage: Eukaryota; Viridiplantae; Streptophyta; Zygnematophyceae; Desmidiales; Closteriaceae
Source: the annotation of a GenBank genome assembly